Messenger RNA from Sphaeramia orbicularis (orbiculate cardinalfish), 1908 nucleotides. RefSeq names its product leucine rich repeat containing 74A (gene lrrc74a). Lineage: Eukaryota; Metazoa; Chordata; Actinopteri; Kurtiformes; Apogonidae. Gene Ontology annotation, molecular function: protein binding; calcium ion binding. The record is from RefSeq and is a predicted model, not a curated record. The transcript has 14 exons. The coding region runs from base 1 to 1908 and encodes 635 amino acids.
AUGGCAACACUAUCUGUAGAGGCUCUCUGCUUAAAAGAUGAAGAUUAUCCACCAUCAACACAAAACCAUGGCAGUGAGGAUGAGUCUGACUCAGAUACGGAAUCAGAUGAAAAGGAGGAAGGCAAGAAGGAGAUGUCUAUAGCAGACGUGUACCUGCAGGCCUGCAAGCUGGUGGGUGUGGUGCCAGUCUCUUAUUUUUUACGAAACCUUGAAUCUACAACCAUGAACCUGAGCCACCAUGGCCUCGGACCUCUGGGCUGCAAGGCACUCUCUAUAGCUUUGGUGGCAGACAUGCAGAUCAACACCCUGCAACUGAGUGACAACCACAUUUUAGCUGAAGGAGCCCAAUACCUGGUGGAGAUGCUGAAGGCCAAUUUCACUGUCCAACAUUUGGAUUUGUCCAACAAUCAUCUACAGUCUGGAGGAGCACAAUAUAUCGCCAGAUUGCUGCUGGACAACAUUUCAUUAAAAUCUGUUAAAUUGUCAGGAAAUGGGUUUACUGAUGAUGAUGGUAAAUACUUUGCAGAUGCUUUGUCAACAAAUUCCAGAAUAAAGGAACUAGACCUGAGCCAUAAUGAUUUCUGUGGAAAAGGAGGGGAACAUUUAGGACACCUGCUGGCAAACAAUGAAGGCCUGGAGGUGCUGGACCUCAGCUGGAAUCAUCUUAGAAUGAAAGGAGCUGUUGCUUUUUGUGCUGGACUUAAGGUGAAUAUGAUGUUGAAACAUCUUGAUCUGUCAUGGAACGGGUUUGGAAAUGAGGGGGCCCUGGCCAUGGGAGAGGCCCUUAAGUUCAACAACACUCUGGUGCACCUCAACCUUAACAACAACCGGCUCACUAAUGAGGGUGUUGGCAUGCUCUGCAGGGGUCUGGAGUUCAAUGACACUCUCCGAGUUCUACUGCUGGCUUAUAACUCUCUAACAGUAGAGGGAGCCCUGGCCCUGGUUAAUGUGGUCAAGAACACACCUAAAACUGCCCUGGAGGAGAUCAACAUAUGUAAUGUUCUGGUAAAUGAGAACUUUGUGCAUCUCUUGGAGGUGACAUGUCAGGAACAUCCUGGUCUGGAUGUACAGUAUGGAGGGGUAGGAGGUUUCAUAGCCAAGAAGCCACCAAAACGUGUUGAUCCGAUGAAAGUCAUUCAGGAUUAUCUGGAUGAGCGGAAGCUACGCCUGUGGGAUUUUUUUCGAAACAUUGACAAAGAUGGCACCAUGCAAGUCCCUGUUGCUGAUUUCAGGAAGGCAGUGCAGCAAUCAAGUAUUCCUUUGGAUCGAUACCAGAUAGAGGAGCUCAUUCAGAGACUUGAUCGUGACAGGACAGGGAUGGUAGACUACAGGGGACUGGCGGAUACAAGAAAACAGAUGAUGAGGGAUCACCGCCGCCACCUUCGAAAGGUUGAGUCCCGGCAGAAGAAAGAAAAGCAGAAGAGUGACCGUAUCCUCAAGACCUUUAAAAACGCCGUGGAGGCAGUUACACCUCGCAGCUCAUUGGUCAUGUCUCCAGGAGCUCCCAAAGAUGAUUCAAGUGGUCCACAACCCUUCUCUGCCACCCCUCUGAGUUCAUGGCACCACAUAGUCAUGUCUAACAGCAGUCGCUAUUCUGUCACUCAUCUGAGUAAUGAGCAUGUUCACCUGCCCAUGUUAGGUGGCACAACACCAUAUCGCCCCACCAGUUCCCCAGCAAUGCGCUCCUACUCCCAACCCAACCUUCUGGGUGAUUCGCCUCGCACUGGUCUAAGUAAGUCCAUCUCUGCCCAGGGUGUACGCUCUGACCCAGAGAUGAGCCACAACAAGCUGAGUCCUACCACUAACUUCCUGACCAGGUCCAGACCAGCUCUUGAUCCAAAGAAACCAGAUGGUAAAACUAAAACCAAGAAAGGGAAGAAGAAGAAAACUAAGAAACGUGUGCAAUGA